Molecule: messenger RNA, 1386 nt
Organism: Coffea arabica (coffee)
Lineage: Eukaryota; Viridiplantae; Streptophyta; Magnoliopsida; Gentianales; Rubiaceae
Source: RefSeq, a predicted model, not a curated record
AUGACCGAAUGCUUCAAGCGCGUGUGGUCCACAUUCUUCACUGCAACGCCUCCAGCUCAGAAAUCAGAUGUUCUCUUAGCUCCGCCUUCUUCUUAUUAUUCUUCACCACCCUCGUCUCCUCCUCCUCCUCCUCCUCCUUCCACCCAAUCGAUCAUUACCUCAUCAGCUGCGGCUCCCACGAGCCCUCCAUCAUCGACCUCGACCACCGCCGCUUCACGGGCGACUCCUCCACCUCAGCCUCCCGAUUCUUUACCACCCCUUCAACCGGACUAUUCCACUCACCAACUCCGACCCGCUUCUUCCAAUUCUUCUCCUCUCUACCGCACUGCCAGAGCCUUCAGCAGUCCCUGCAAGUACAGCUUCCCAAUUCAGGACCACCGCGGGGGGACCCACCACUUGGUACGCCUUCAUUUCUCUCCUUUCUUUAAUUCCACUUCUUUCGACUUCUCCGCUGUUCAAUUCCACGUUUUGGCAAAUGGGUUCUUGUUGUUACGCGAUUUUAGCAUCCAGAAUUCCCCGAAAGACGGUAUAGUAAUCAAGGAGUAUAUCAUAAGGGUUGAUUCCGAUAAGCUUGAUAUUACGUUUGUGCCAAAGAAAAGAUCGAAUUUUGCCUUUGUCAACGCAAUUGAAGUGAUUUCUGCACCCCAUGACUUGGUCGCUGACGUAGCCCAGUUUGUAAAUUCUGAGAAAAAUGAGAGGAUUAAUGGAUUGUUGAACAAAGGGUUCGAAACUGUUUAUAGAGUGAAUGUAGGAGGUCCAAAGUGGCCGGAUUCAGUAUCAGAUGGCGGGGCAACGCGUGAAGUUGGGCCGGACAAUGUUUAUAACUCAGCCCGGGUGAUUAAGAGCUCGAAUAAUGUCAUUCCCAAGUCGAACAUAGCCUGGGUGUUUCCAGGGAUUGAGGGUUACAAGUACUUGGUUCGGAUGCAUUUCUGCGAUAUAGCAAGCAUUGGGCCUUAUAUGCUUUACUUUAAUGUUUAUGUAAAUGGGAAUUUGGCAUAUGAGGACUUGGAUUUAUCAGCAAUGACAAACAUGUUGCUUGCUUCGCCUUUCUAUGCUGAUUUUGUAGUGGAAGGGUUGAAUUCCGAAUCAUUGAACGUUAGUGUUGGCCCGUCCAAUAUGAGCUUGACCAAUGCUGUUGAUGCUAUCCUCAAUGGGGUUGAGGUCUUCAAGAUAAGCAAUUCACUGGGUAGUUUUGAUGGCGAGCUCUGUGUUGAGUCAGUUAUGAAGAGCUGGAGAAGAGGAAAUGCCGUUGUCAUAGUGCCUUUACUAGCGGCAGUGUUUUUGUUGCUAACUGCAUCCGUGGUAGUGCAAAGGAGGAGGUCUGGAGGCAGGGACACAGUGGGAUGGCUUAAGGUUACCUGUGGGAUGUCUCUGAAAUUAAUCUGA